CCCCCCGAUAUACGCCUUCCUUCACUCCCCCCCUCCUGCUUCAGACACACUGUACAAACCGAGACACACACCUCUCCUUUUGUCGAAUGAAAUACUGCGACAUCACCUCUGAGCUGCGCCAGUUUCCAAGGUGAUGUGAUUUUUUUUCCCAGUGCAAGAAUAGAACCAAAAAAAAAAGAAGAAGAAGAAGAAGAAGAAGAGGGAAGCACGUGCACCAUGUCCUUGACAUUAAGGGCAUAUCAGGUUAGAACCUUUUCCCAAAGCCACACCUCAUGUCUGUGAAUUUAAAAUAAUUCUAGAGGAACAGAGGUCGUCUGUUUUGCAGCAAGCGUCCUCUGCUCAUGCUGCAGCGCUGCAGUAUUCUGCGGUGAUUAGUCCAUUUCGCUAUCGUUGCCUCUGAAAAACGGCCUCUUCUGUCCGAUUCAUGUCGUGCAUGGCGGCCGCUAAAAGGUGCACGACAAAAGAUGUGUGUUUGCAGGGGCAGAGUUUGGGAAAAUGAUGGGUGUGCACGUGUGAUGGACAGAUAAGAACGGAGGCAGCCCGAGUGAGUCCGGUCUGGUGUCUGCCGGCUGCAUUUACAGAAUAGGUCUUAUCAGAUGUGGAUAGUCAGACAGGGUGAGGCAGAAAAAGCGGGGAAGUGGGGGGAGGGAAGGACACACCAACUGUACAUGUCAAGAAGGACUAUUUUAGAGAAGUGAGACAGCCAGACAUCCCGCGAGGAAUCUGCCUUUCUCCGCGCAGUGCUAAUUUUUUUUUUUAGGGGGUGGGGGGGGCUGUGAGACCAGAGCUUGUGAUCACUCGACACCGCAGCUCCACCGAGGCGCAGGAAGCGAGGAUGAUCCUCAGACACCGCAGAGCUGCUUUAAAAUAAAAAAAAAAAAAUAUAAAAAAAAUCACAGAGGGAGAACAGACAUGCACAGGUGCUGCUGCUGCUAGAGACAGAGAGAGAGACGACGGAGAGAAAGAAGAAGCUAGGAGAGAGAGAGAGAGAGAGAGAGGAAGGAGGGGGGUGUGAGGGGAGGUGUAGGAGGAGACUCGCUUCAGAGGGGAAUAGGAGCCGGAGAGCAAUUCCAAAACAGCUGUCCGGCAGACGUCCCAGUCGACAGAAGUGCAGCCCCGAGGCAGAGACAAGAGGCAGGGCAGUGUCAACAAGCCACAGGAGCAACACAGCAGCCUCUGAACUCACGCACACACACAGACACACACGCAUUCAGACACACACACCAACCUGGAGGCUGCAGCAUUCAGGAGAGCACGGCGAUACCUGGGAAGGAUCAAGAUCCGGCUCACCAUCUGAACGUCUGAGGAAGGUGCCCGAUUGACCUUUAAAUCGCUCAGCAUCAUCAGCCCUGCUUGGAAAGCCGUUUCCUGAUCGAUGCCGCAAUUAUUUUUGGACUCCUGCACGAGCGUCGUGUAUCUGAGAAUGUAACUCGAGCUUCUCCCCUGGGCAACCGCAACAUCCAGAACUUACAGAGCAUUUCCGACUCUUCUCGUCCUGAACAUCUGAGAGAUCUCCUCCGCGGAAGGAAGCAGCCAUGCCAGCGAAAGCACCGAUAUACCUGAAACCCACCAACAGCAAGAAGGGUAAAAAAUGUCGCCUGAGAGAUAUUUUGUCCCCGGACAUGAUCAGUCCACCGCUGGGGGACUUCCGCCACACCAUCCACAUCGGCAGGGGCGGGGAGAGAGACGCCUUUGGAGACAUGUCCUUCCUCCAGGGGAAUUAUGAGCUGCUGCCAGGAAAAGCAGACGUCCACCCUCAGUACGGCGUCCAGAGUGAGUUUCUGCGGGCGAACAGCACGGGUGACGCAUCCUUUUCGGAGACUCCUUCCCCAGUACUGAAGAAUGCGAUCUCCCUCCCGACUAUUGGCGGCUGCCAGGCCCUCACCCUCCCGCUCGUCUCCUCCGCAGUGUUCUCCAUACCACCAGAGCCUUUGGAGGACAUCAUGGGGCCUUUGGCCACCAUGAAACCCGACAGCGCCGAGGAGGUAGAGAUCCUGCAGAUGGACGCUCUGUUGCGCUCAAUGGACGUCUUCAUCAGCGAGCCCUCGUCCCCUUCCAUGAGCAUCCAGUCAAAGCCUGACGUCCUCUUGGAUCUGCUGGAUAAGCCCACCUCGAAGGCGGUCGCCAAAGCUAACAAAAUAAACAAGAGCGAAGGCAGAUUCGACAAGCCGGCGUCCUUUUACAUCAACGGCCACAGCAAUGGCCUCUUCAAGGCUAACGGGAGCCUGAACAGCGACACGAGCGCCGACAGCUUCGACAGCUUCGGCGGCAAAGGCGACUUCCAGAGCAAGAUCUGCAACGGCAGCGGGAGUCUCAACGGCAACAGCAACUGCAACGGUUACGGACACUUUAACAAUGACAUUACCCAGAGCUUUAAGCCGGAGUUCUCCAAGUGCAGCGGUGAGUGGGUGGACAGGGACAGCGGGGUGGAAGAGGGCCGCAUCUGUGAUUACGAGUUCGAGUACUCCAAAGAGAAGAGCACGUCGCAGGAUUCCCUCGCCCAGAUCACAGGGUCGUUCCUCUCCCUCGAACUCGAUCUGGGCCCAUCCAUCCUGGACGAUGUGCUCAACAUAAUGGAUAAGCCCGCAGCAAAGAGCAGGCCUUGAGCUGUGCCGAGGCCCCCUACCAGGAGGAGAAAGGGAAUUAUUAGAAUAUAGCCAUGAGAGGAGGGAGAGACUCGUAGAGCAAUCAAAAUGGUGUCUGGAUAUAUCAUUGAGAUGGAAAAUCAGCUACAAUAAACAAAGCUGCUUAUGUUUUUAUUGUCAAAACAUAUAACUAUUUUAGCUUCUAUGGAGUGUUGGUUCUUCCUCUUUGUUUAGUUUGCCAGGCCAGCUGCAUGUCUAAGAUGCAUGUGCUUUUGAGUUACAGCUAAAACGCAGCCGUCGUGCCUUUGAUUUUAAAUGACUGUAAAAAUGCUACAUAAUAGACUGGUGUGCUUAUGUUGAACGUCACAACUUUGAGGUCCUUUUCUUUUUCCUUUUUCCUUCUUCUUUUUUUUUUUCUUUUUUACACAGCCUUGAAUCUCAGAUCCAUAUAAGCAUUAUAGCCUUUUGUGACUUUAAGCGUGUCUAACAAAGCACAAUUGUGUUUGUCACAUAUUUCCGUUUGCCACAACUAUUUCAAACAACAGGACACUAUGCAUAUUUGUGUUUUUUUAAAACUGUAACACAAAUAAAUUCUUUUUUUUUCCUAUCCU
Mugil cephalus (flathead mullet) is the source of this 3196-nucleotide messenger RNA. RefSeq names its product CDC42 effector protein (Rho GTPase binding) 3 (gene cdc42ep3). The coding region runs from base 1536 to 2606 and encodes 356 amino acids. The record is from RefSeq and is a predicted model, not a curated record. NCBI's taxonomy places the organism in Eukaryota, Metazoa, Chordata, Actinopteri, Mugiliformes, Mugilidae. The transcript has 2 exons.